This is a messenger RNA of Nerophis lumbriciformis (worm pipefish), 906 nucleotides long. The record is from RefSeq and is a predicted model, not a curated record. NCBI's taxonomy places the organism in Eukaryota, Metazoa, Chordata, Actinopteri, Syngnathiformes, Syngnathidae.
AUGUUUCAGCUCCUGUCUGUAGUAGUGGCUGUGUGUAUAGUGGUUGUAAGUGUGCUGUACUUCUUAAUGUACAGCUCUGCCCAUAAAACCAAAUUUCCGGUCACUCUGCAAGACCCUGUUGUUAAAUAUCCUCUAAAGCUAAUAGAUAAACAGGAAAUUAGUCAUGACACAAAGAAAUUUCGUUUUGGCCUUCCCUCAUCAGAUCAUAUCCUAGGGCUGCCAGUCGGUCAGCACGUGUAUCUCUCAGCCAAGGUGAAUGGUAGCCUGGUCGUCAGAGCCUACACACCAGUCUCCAGUGAUAAUCAGCAAGGAUAUGUCGACCUUGUUGUCAAGGUGUACUAUAAGAACUCUCAUCCCUCGUUCCCAGAGGGAGGAAAGAUGUCCCAAUACCUGGAUAACAUGGCUACUGGAGAUGCAAUUGACUUCAGGGGACCCAGCGGCCUGCUUGUGUACAAGGGGAAAGGUCAGUUUUCCAUCCGGCCGGACAAGAAGUCAGAGCCGAGGACUUUCAAGAUCAAACAUAUUGCCAUGAUUGCUGGAGGAACAGGUAUUACGCCAAUGUUGCAGUUAAUUCGGACGAUCACAGCAGAUCCUAGUGACAACACGAAGUGCCAUCUUAUUUUUGCCAACCAGACGGAGAAAGAUAUUUUACUCAGAGAUGAGCUGCAUGAGGUGGAAAAAAGCCAUCCUGACAAGCUGAAGCUCUGGUUCACACUGGACAAACCAACUGAGGGUUGGAAGUACAGUUCUGGGUUUGUGACCUCUAAUAUGAUCAAGGAUCACCUCCCUGCUCCGUCCGCAGAUGUCCUCGUUGUUUUGUGUGGCCCUCCUGGAAUGAUCCAGCAUGCUUGUUUGCCAAAUCUGGACAAGCUGGGCUAUAAAACAGAACAGAUCUUUGCAUACUAA